CCUUCUUCCUCCGCCGCGUUCUUACCCUCUCUCUCUAUCUCAAAUUCCGGCUUUCUCGAUUUUUUUUUUCUGUUAGAGACCAAUCUUGCUUGCUUCUGUGUGACUUCGUUUGGAAACGAAAGGCAGAACCUUUGAAAUCGUUGCGUCGAGUUUGAUCGUGGUGAGGUAGAAACAAUAACAGUUUUUCCACACUCUCUCUGAAUCAUGGCGACUCCGGCGGAUGCUCGGGCAGUCAAGUCGCUCAACAAUUCCGAGGGACGCAAGAGAUUUGUGUUCAAGACUGUCUCUCAGAGAAUCAAUGACAUUGACAUCAACGUGUUUAGGAGCCUGGAUAAGGUGAAGGCUGAGCCUUCAGAGGGAUCCUCAUUUUUUAGAGAUCGCCUCGUAGAAUGGAGGGAGCUGAAUACAGCUGAAGAUUUCAUUUUGUUUUAUGAAGAAAUGUUGCCAUUUGUUCAGACAUUACCUUUGGUAAUUUUGCAAAAAGAAAAAAUCUUCACAAAACUUGUCUCUCGAUUACAAAUGAAAGGAAGACUGUCUCUCGAACCCAUUCUCAGGUUGAUUGCUGCUUUAUCAAGAGAUCUCUUGGAAGACUUUAUUCCCUUCCUUCCACGGAUUGUGAACUCCUUUGUGACUCUCCUAAAAGCUGGUGCCGAGAAAGAGCCGGAUAUUAUUGAGCAGAUAUUCUCAUCAUGGUCUGAAAUACUGCUGAACCUGCGGAAGUAUCUCAUAUGCGACAUCGAAGGUAUUCUCAGGGAUACGGUGGAAUUGAGGUAUUACCCCAAAGACUAUAUCAAUGAAUUUAUGUCAGAGUCCAUGUCAUUUUUGUUGAGGAAUGCGCGGGAUGAGGAACUUGAAAAAGGGAUAAAAAGAGUCCUAUCCGAAGUUGCAGAUCCACCCAAAAAAGCUGGGGGAGUUGGUUUACUAUAUUAUGUUAUGAUGAGGGGUACCUGUGGAAGUCUCCAUUCAAAAGCCGAGAGAGUUUUGAGGUUCUUGCUGAAAGAUUCAACAUUAUCUCUUUGUGAUAAUUCUUCUGAAGGCCUUGGUUCAGUCGUGGAAGUUGUGAGUUCGACUUUGCAGAGAUUAUGCAAGGAUUUGGAAGCAGAAAAAUUAAGUGUUAUGUGGGAAUGCUUGAAUCAGGAAAUAAACGAAUCAAUCUUAAACAAAAACUCAGUUCAUUUAAGCCGACUGUUGAGUGUGCUUACCGCAGCGAUUAGGUUUGAGAAAGGUCUCAAGGCGUAUGAUUACCAAUCUUUGAUUCGGCUCGUGAGCCUCAUUGUGUCAACUUUUGUGCCUUCCUCUGAGACCGCUCUGGAAGGGGAUAACUUAUCUGCUGUCCUUGAUGAAGUUCUACAACUGAUAUUAUGCACAAUAAACAGAGUCAAUGAAAUGGAAACUGUUGCUUCGCAAUGGGCUCCCAUUUUUGCCUUGAAGAGUUCAAGUUUGCUGUCUUUUUUGCGCGAGCUGAUACAGAAGGAUCAAGCAGUAGUGAAAGCUUUUACAAAUAAUAUAUUAAGUGCAAUCAACAAUAUGAUUUGGGAGUCUUCUGAGGAAGUUCUUCCUCUGUUACUAACGUUGUGUGAAAAACAACAAACAAGUCACGAUAGGGCGAACAUUGUAGUUCAAACAUUUGAGUGUGGAUUUGAGAGAAUUCAUGAGUUUUUGGAAGAAAAUUUCAAGAAGGUUCGACAGAAUAUAGAGAAUACUGGAGCAUCUCAGAUUGAUGAGGCCGAGUUGGCUGCCGUUUGGGGAGUUGUCAUAUGUUAUCCUUAUUUUAAAGUGGAUUCAUCAUUAUUGAUUAGCUUCAAGAAAACUCUCCGACAGCAUUUGGCCAUGUGGGAUGCCGACACUUUUAGUGCCCCAGAACUGAUGUGGCAGAGCUUACUUGGUGCUGCUUUGAGGUCAUGCUAUAAACUGCAGAGAAGAAUCAACAAAAGUGAUCUAGAGGAAGCUUUGUCUUUUGCUAAAGAUUACAAGUCAUGUGUACAAGUGUUGUCUCCCGUGGCCGAUUUUUUGGAUUUAAUGCACGGGUCUGCAUUAGGUCAUGAUGACAGGUCUAAGGCAUAUCCAGAACUUCAAGCAAAAAAUGCUAAAGAUGCGUUCGACAAAUUUUCGGAAAAUUUGCGUCACCCAAACAAAAACAUCCGUCUUAUGACUCUGAGGAUUUUGUGCCAUUUUGAAACUUUGUCGUCUGACCCUUCUUUUGAAGAGCAUCCUAAGAAGAAUAUGAAAACUAAUGAGACUAAUAAAUCUCCUCCUAAACGGAAUGUUCUUCAGUCAUUACGCACAGUCGAAGAGACUGCUCCCACAUUGGAUACGGAGCAGAGGUUGGUCAGUGAGAUUUCUAAAAUAAAAAAAGAUCUCACUGCUGGCAGGAUACAUGCGGCAUAUGUGCAGCUAGUAUUGAAUGGGAUGAUUGGACUAUUUCAUAUUGGAUAUGGUGAGUUGUGGGUUCCAGCAUCUGAGUGUCUUGCGGUUCUUCUGAGGAAUCACACGGGAGCUGUGUGGAGUGAUUUUGUUUGUUAUUUGGACCAGUGGCAACUAAAAUUUGAAAUACCCCACAAUCAUAGUGAGAAUGCGAACCACAUCAUGUCAGAUAGGCAUACUGAUCUCAUUGGCCGUUUUAGUUCAUUUCUCUUUCCGGCGGCUGAUAGCACACCUACCGCUGCGGAAGUAUCUACUGCUGGGGUAGUAUCUCGAUUGCUCCAGACCUUACAAAAAGUUCCCACUGUUGCUCAGUCCCAUGCUUCUGAAAUUCUCCCUUUGUUAUUGAAAUUUCUGGGAUAUAAUAGUGAGAACCCAAUGAGUGUCGGAUUAUUUAAUGCCCAAGUUUGCAAAGGAGAGGAUUGGAAGAAAGUUCUUAUACAGUGGUUGACUCUGCUGAAAUUGAUGAAGAAUCCUAGAUCGUUUCGUUUUAGCCAAUUCCUAAACGUCGUUCUACAGAAUAGGUUCCUGGACGAUAAUGAUAGUGAAAUACAAACCAUUGUCCUAGAGUGCCUUUUGUUGUCGAACGACUUCUUACUCCCACACCGCGAGCAUUUGUUGAAAUUGAUCAAACCAGAGGAAUUGAGAGAAGAACUCACAACCUGGAACUUGUCCGAAGACAUUGAAGAAGCUCACCGAUCUCAUCUUUUUUCUCUUGUAAUUCGCAUACUUAUGCCAAAAGUUAGGACAUUAAAGAAUUUGGCUUCACGGAAGCAUACAAGUAUUCGUCACCGGAAGGCAGUUCUUUGCUUUAUAUCUCAGCUGGAUGUUAAUGAACUUGCCCUGUUCUUUGCACUGUUGAUAAAGCCUUUGAACAUCAUAUCAGAGGAAACAAUGGACUUGUUCUGGAGUUCAGGCAAAAGUUCUCUGGAUUAUUUCCAAAAGUCGAAUUUCCUUAAACAUUUCACUAUUGAUACUAUUUCAAUACUAUCCAGGAAUCAGAAAUCUGGGUUUCUUCAUGUCAUCCAGCAUAUCCUUGAAGUCUUUGAUGAACUCCGUGUUCGACCUUUUCUAGACUUUUUGAUGGGAUGUGUUGUCCGGCUAUUGGUAAACUAUUCUCCAAAUAUUGAUGAAGAAAGGAACAUUGAAUCAGUGGCACUAAGAAAUGCCUCCACCGCACCAUCAACUCCAGAUGAUAAAGAGAAUGCUUCCAUAAAUCAUGACCAGGCUUUGAAACAGUUUAAAGAGUUGAGAUCCUUAUGUCUGAAAAUUAUUGCUUAUGUUCUUGAUAAAUACGAGGAUUGUGAUCUUGGCUCCGAGUUCUGGGACCUCCUCUUUUCGGCAAUGAGUCCGUUAAUUAAGAGUUUCAAGCAGGAGGGUUCUAGUAGUGAGAAACCAAGUUCCUUGUUCUCAUGCUUCUUGUCAAUGAGUAGAAGUCGCAAUCUCGUGACCCUCUUAUGUCGGGAAGAGUCUCUUGUUUCAGACAUUUUCUCAAUUCUUACUGUCACCACAGCUUCAGAAGCUAUAAAAUCUUCUGCGUUGAAGUUCAUAGAGAAUCUGCUUUGUCUUGACAAUGAGUUGGAUGAGGAUGACAGUAUGAUCAAAGGAUUCUUAGAUCCGUACAUAGAAGCACUGAUUAACAGCUUGCAUUCUCUUUUCAUUGGGGAUAAUUUGAAAAGGAAAUCAGUCAAGUAUCAUGGGGAACGAGAGAUUAAGAUUCUUAAAUUAUUGUCGAAGCACAUGCGAGAUCGCUCUCAUGUUAUGAAGUAUUUGGAUGUUUUGCUUUCUUUCUUGGAUAAAAGUGUGAAAGAUUCUGAUAUCCGUCGUGAGGCUUUGCUAGCCAUUCAGGACAUAAUAUCAUUGCUUGGGACUGAGAGUGCCACCAAAGUUAUAAAUAAAGUCUCUCCUCUACUAGUUGACGCUGAACUUGACGUUAGAUUAUGCAUUUGUGAUAUUCUUGAAUCUCUUGCAAAAGUCGACUUUUCUAUCGAUGAUGUGGCAAAGCGUGUCCGCGAUAUGAACGCCAUCUCAGCCAUGGAAGUUGAUGACCUUGACUAUGAAAAGAUAGUUAAUGCUUAUCUGGAUAUCAAUGCGGAUUUCUUUAAGAAAUCCUCGGAGCAGCACACCAUAAUCAUACUCUCACAAAGUAUAUACAACAUAUCAUCAGAAUCAAUUAUGUUAAGGGGAAGCGCACAGAAGCUCUUGUCUUCCUUCAUUGAUUUUUCAGCCUCAAUACUUUGCCAAGAGGCUUCAGCUCACUCUGGCUUCGGCAAAGGGGUCAAAAUAGCUGAUGCAAGCUGGACAAGAGAUCGUAUACUGCGAAUUUUGAGAGACUUUAUUUUGAAACACAUUGGUGAUGCAAUAAGCAGAGGAGGCAUUAUAAUAAAGGAGUGGAUUCUUUUGAUACGUGAAAUGGUUACAAAACUCCCAGAUGCCGGAAAUCUUGCUGCAUUCAGACCUUUAUGCUCUGAAGAUGAGAAUGUAGAUUUUUUUAAAGCCAUCGUUCACAUUCAGGCACACCGUAGAGCAAGGGCAAUUUCACGUUUCGCAAAUGUGGUCAAAGAUUGCAGUCUGCCUGAGGGAGUAGUGAGAAAACUUUUGGUCUCGCUCUUUUUCAACAUUUUGCUCGAUGGGCAAGAUGGAAAAGAUAAUAAUGUCCGGAAUGCAUGCACAGAGGCCCUUGCUUCUGUAUCUGCACAUAUGAGUUGGAAGUCGUACUCUGCUCUAUUGAAUCGGUGUUUCCGUGAGAUGAACAAGCAUACCAAAAAGGGAAAACUUCUGCUGCGGCUUAUUUGCUUAAUUUUGGAUAAAUUUCAUUUUACAGAAGAUGGUUACACGCAGGAGGUUGAGGAGUACCUUCAGAAAACUAGGGAGAAGAUGCAGAAGCUGAUGAAUUCUGAUUCGGAUAAUGUUAAUGUUAAAAGCAGGGUGGCUGCGCUGAAGGUUCUAAAGCUGCUCCCUGGAGAUGUGAUGCACUCAAAUCUGCCCUCUAUAAUUAAGAAAAUUGCCACCUUUUUGAAAAACCGGUUGGAGAGUACACGUGAUGAAGCGAGAUUGGCUCUUGUUGCUUGUUUGAAGGAACUGGGGCUGGAGUACAUGCAAGUUGUAAUCAGAAGCUUACGUGAUAUCUUAAAACGAGGAUCUGAAUUGCAUGUGCUGGGGUACACUGUCAAUUUUAUCUUAUCGAAGUGCCUGUCCAAUCCUACGUGUGGGAAGUUAGAUCAUUGUUUGGAUGAUCUCCUAGCUGUGGUGGAAGCUGAUAUCUUUGGAGAGGUUGCUGAACAGAAAGAUGUGGAAAAAUUCGCUUUCAAAAUGAAAGAAACAAGAUCACGCAAGUCAUUUGAGACUCUGAAAUUGAUUGCUGAAAAUGUAACGUUCAAAAGCCAGGCGUUGAAACUACUUUCUCCAGUCACUGCUCAGUGGAAGCGGCAUCUAACUCCAAAGAUAAAAUCAAAUCUGGAGAACAUGCUAAAACAUAUUGCAGCUGGUAUUGAAAGCAAUCCAUCUGUUGACCAAGGAGACCUUUUUGUUUUUAUAUAUGGCCGUGUUGAUGAUGGUAUUAACAACAGGAGUGGUCUUUUAGAUCAAGGGUCUUCUCCACCAUCUAAAACGAAAAGGAAAUCAAGAGAUCUACAAGAGACGGCUGGGUUUGUUUCUGGUACUAAGUCAUGUCCACAUCUUAUAACCGUCUUUGCUCUGGACUUAUUGCAUAACAGAAUGAAGAAAAUUAAACGCGACAACGCUUAUAAAGAGUUGUCGAAGUUAGAUCCAUUUGUCAAACUACUUACUGGAUGCUUGAGUUCUAAGUAUGAAGAUAUUGUAUCUUCAGCUCUUAGGUGUUUCACUUCUUUCAUAAGGUUUCCACUGCCUUCCCUCAUGUCUGAAGCAGAUGAAGUGAAAACAGCAUUGUUAACCAUUUCUCAGUCUGCAGUGAAUUCCAGCAGUCCUCUUGUGCAGUCAUGCCUUAAGCUGUUGACAUCACUUCUCGGCAAUCAAAGUAUAACUUUAUCAUCGGAGCAGUUGAAAUUGGUGAUUCAGUUUCCCAUGUUUGUUGAUCUGGAGUCCGAUCCAUCCUUUGUUGCUUUUUCACUCCUCGAGGCCAUCGUGAAACGGAAGCUUGUGGUUCCAGAAAUUUAUGACAUCGCAAAUCAGGUUUCAGAGUUGUUGGUAAAAAGUCAGCUGGAAUCAAUCCGCAAUAAGUGUAAACAGAUACUGUUGCAGUUUUUGCUCCACUAUCCACUUUCUGAGAAACGUUUAGAGCAACAUGUGAAAUCUCUGCUGGAGAAUCUGAGGUAUGAACAUCCAACAGGAAGAGAAGCAGUGCUUGACAUGCUUCAUGCGCUUAUUUUGAAAUUUUCAGAACCAAAUCUCGGCAAGCAGUCAGUUCUUGACCAGCAGUCGGGAAACCUGUUUGUUCAGCUUUCUGUUUGUUUGGCCAAUGAUUUAAAUAAAGAAGUGCGGUCCCGGUGUGGUGAUGUGUUAAAACUUCUGAUAGGGCGCAUCGGUAAAGAUCAAGUUGAUUCCUUUCUCUCGUAUUGUCUAUGUUGGUAUCAGCAGCAGAACUUAGGGGCUGCCGCAGCACAGGUGUUGGGAUUUAUUAUUGACGCCAUGAAGAAAACAUUUCGGAAGCAUAUCGACAUUACAUUGCAGGGUGCCAAAACGAUUUUGGAGUCUGCUGUCAGUGCGUCCUGCAUGCAGUUGCAAGAUACUGUUGAAGAAGCCAGUAUUCCUUUCUGGAAGGAACCAUACUACUCACUGGUUAUGAUAGAGAAGCUGCUCAAACAAUUUCCUGAUUUAAAAUUCGGAAAAGAUUUAGAGGAUAUUUGGAAUAUGGUAUUUAAGUUCUUGCUGCACCCACACUCAUGGUUGCGAAGUAUAUCCUGCCGGCUCCUAAAUUAUUAUUUUGAGGCCUUGGCUAUGAGGAAAAGAGCAGAAUCUCAGACAUUAGUAGCUAAUUCUCUUCUUGAGAACCCAAGUAGCCUGUUCUGGGUUUCUGUUUCUCUUUGCUUCCAGUUAUCUCUUUGCUCCAAGUCAAAGGAGCAAUCCAUCAAAGACAACGUUGAUGUCGAUCUCCUCACAGCAAAUAUUGUUUUUGCAAUCUCUAGUCUUCAUUCUCUAAUUGGAAAAAUUUGUCAAACAACCCACAAUGGAUUCUGGUCCAGUCUUGGCAAGGAUGAGCAAGUGGUGUUCUUCAAAGCCUUCGAAGUGCUUGAUUCAGGGAAAGGAAAGUCUACUUUUCUUGCUCUUACCUCAGGCAAACGUCCUGAGAAUGGUGAAGAUGAUGCCAAUGAUGUAAGAAAUGUAUUGAUCGGAAGUUUGCUCAAAAGAAUGGGGAAGCUUGCUCUUGUUAGAGAGUCUGUUGAGACGAGAGUUGUGUUCAAUGUCUACAAGGCAUUUACCUCACGAUUGAAUCAAGAAGAGUGUCGUUUAUAUGCCUUCAAAAUUCUGCUUCCUUUGUACAAAGUUUGCGAAGGUUUUGCCGGAACAAUUAUCUCAGCUGAGUUGAAACAACUAGCAGAAGAGGUACGAGACAGUAUAAGAGACAAGACUUUAGGCAACCAAAUCUUUGUGGAAGUUUACAAUGAAAUAAGGAUAAGUUUGAAAACGAAAAGGGAGAAGAGAAAGAAAGAAGUGAAGGUAAUGGCAGUGGUAAAUCCGGAGAGAAAUGCCAAGAGGAAAUUGAGGUUAGCUUCGAAGAAUAAAGCAAACAAGAAAAGGAGAAUGACGAGCAUGAAAUUGUCGAGAUGGGCAUGCUCUUGAAACCUUUAGUUUAUGUAAUCCAGCCAUUUUUGUCACGCUUAUAGAAACCAUAGUGAAAUCACUUUUUGAGUCUUGUGUUUCAAUUAGAAUAGUCUAGUGAUAUAUCUCAAGCAUUUAUGACCCAUUCUAUGUCGAAGACUUCUGUUCAAAAGAA
Eutrema salsugineum is the source of this 8335-nucleotide messenger RNA. Its product is annotated as U3 small nucleolar RNA-associated protein 20. Gene Ontology annotation, cellular component: small-subunit processome; 90S preribosome; nucleolus. The transcript is spliced from 32 exons. The record is from RefSeq and is a predicted model, not a curated record. Lineage: Eukaryota; Viridiplantae; Streptophyta; Magnoliopsida; Brassicales; Brassicaceae. The coding region runs from base 205 to 8181 and encodes 2658 amino acids.